Messenger RNA from Acanthoscelides obtectus, 2003 nucleotides. The record is from the annotation of a GenBank genome assembly. NCBI's taxonomy places the organism in Eukaryota, Metazoa, Arthropoda, Insecta, Coleoptera, Chrysomelidae.
UGUUAAUUUAUAACUUUCUGAAGGGUAAUGACGAUUUUUGAACGAGACGCAUAGCAAAUCUUACUGUUUUUCAAGCUUGUCUAAAGCAGAAACGGGUAAAUAAUCUACAGCGCAUCAUUAUACAAAAAGCUUUAGAUAAGUGUAUGUUCACUUAUCAAUUAUUCAAGUUAAUGCAUUCGUCGAGAUAACAAACAACAAGUGAACCGGCGAAAUGAGACAUUUGGUCGUAAUCUUAGUGGCCUUUUUCGGAGCAUGUUUCUGCCAUAAUGAAGGCUUGAAAAUUACCCUCCCUCAAGGUAUGCUUGAGGGUCACAUAAAAGUAACGAAGGGAGGGAAUAAGAUAUUAGCUUUUGAGGGAAUUCCUUACGCUGAGCCUCCCGUUGGUGAAAAAAAGUUUCAGGAAGCGAAGCCUCCGAAACCAUGGAAAGGGAUCUGGCAAGCGAAGACACUAUACAAAUGUAUUCAGUACGAUUAUAUAUCACCAGCUAGCAAGGACAGAGUAUCAGGCGAUGAAGACUGUUUAUACGUCAACAUUUACACUCUCGAUACAAACCCAUCGAAAAAAUAUGACGUGUUGGUAUACAUCCACGGAGGUGCAUUUUUUCUUGGUAACGGGGGCGUUUAUGAACCAAGUCGUAUAAUGGAUAGACCCAUAGUUUAUGUAAAUUUCAACUACAGAGUAGGACUCAUGGGAUUUUUAAGUACUGAAGACGAUGUAUUGCCAGGGAAUUUGGGGUUGAAAGAUCAACAGGUGGCGUUGAAGUGGAUAAAGGAGAAUAUUCACCACUUUGGAGGAAACCCGGACUCUAUAACGAUCAUGGGAACAUCAGCAGGGGGUGCCAGUGUAGAUUUUCACUACGUAAUGCCCAAAUCAAAAGGAUUAUUCAAGAGAGGUAUAUCUCAAAGCGGUUGUACCCUAAACCCUUGGGUGUUGGUGGAGAAGCCUUUGGAAAAAACUAAGAAGGUAGCUGAACUUGUUGGGUGCGAUACGCGUAACAACAAGGAAAUGGUUGAAUGUCUGAAGUCGAAACCAGCUAGACAGAUUGCUAAUACAGUUGGGAAGUUACAGUCAUGGAAGUAUAAUCCAUUCACACCGGUAGGCCCAGUUGUCGACAAGUGGGCAAGAGAUCCAGUUUUGCCCGACCAUCCGUAUACAUUAAUGAAAGCGGGAAAAGUUCAGGACUUACCAUGGAUGAUCUCCUUUACAGCAGAUGAGGGGCUUUUCCCAGGUGCAGAUUUUUACAACGAUGAGGAUCUGGAACAUUUGGAUAAAAACUGGAAUGAGCUUAUGCCUCACAUUUUGCAUUACGCAGAUGUUGUGGAUUCAAAAGCUUCCAUUGCAGUAGGAGAUAUGAUAAGAAAAGAGUAUUUAGGAAGUGAAAGGCUAACCAAGCAAACAUUUAAGAAAUUAAUAAAGGCAAUUGGAGACCGACUUUUCGUGGCAGAUAUAGAGAAGUCUGCUCGACUUCAUUCAGCUGCGGUCAAAUCUCCAGUGUAUCACUACUCUUUUGCAUAUGAAGGAAGUUUAAGUAUCACUUUGGUAUUGGGCAACACUAGAGAAUAUUUAGGUGUGGCGCAUGGUGACGAUGCGAUGUAUAUUCUACCCUUGGUUGAUAUAGCAGUAAGUGAAAAAGACAGACGUAUGGCAGAUACUCUGAUUGGCAUCGUCGUAUCCUUCAUGAAAAAUGGGAAGCCGGAUAUAAUAAAUAACUGGAGGCCAUUGGAUAAGGACGUUACAAGUCCUUUGAAUCAGUUGAAGAUUUCUGGUCCAGAUGAUAUGAAAAUGGUCCAAGUAGAGUCUAUUGGGAACAGUGAAUUUUGGAAUAGUUUGCCGUUCAAGGAAAAUGAAAAAAUAUCAACUCAUGAUAAAGACGAACUAUAAAUUAUUCAAGAUUUUCAAACUAAUUAUCUACAAUAAGCAGUAAUACAUAUAAUUUGUAAAGUGAAACCAUUGAAGUGUCGAAUAAAACUACUUCGUUGUGAUAAAAAAUGCGUCAAAUAGA